CCAGGAAAUGUGAGGCGCGAUGGGAGCCUAGGCAGGGCGAGUGUGAGCACCAGCACUGGAAGUGACAGCAGGCAGAGAGGAGCUCGGAGCGCUGUAUCCGCUGAUUCCGGCGAGGAGCCAAACAUGGAACGCUGCCGCCGGGCACCCCCUGGCACACCGCUCCUCCUCCUGGCCCUGCUGCUCCUGAGCCCGAGGAUGGCGCGCUCGGAGGAGGACCGCGAGGGGCCGUGGGAUGUGUGGGGGCCAUGGAGCGAGUGCUCGCGCACCUGCGGGGGCGGCGCCUCCUACUCGCUGCGCCGCUGCCUCAGCAGCAGGAGCUGUGAAGGAAGAAAUAUCAGAUAUAGAACAUGCAGUAAUGUUGACUGCCCGCUGGAAGCAGGGGACUUCCGGGCUCAGCAAUGCUCCGCUCAUAACGACGUCAAGCACCACGGCCAGUUUUACGAGUGGCUUCCUGUGUCGAACGACCCUGACAAUCCAUGUUCGCUCAAGUGCCAAGCCAAGGGGACAGCCCUGGUUGUGGAACUAGCGCCCAAGGUCUUAGAUGGUACCCGCUGCUAUUCCGAGUCUUUGGAUAUGUGCAUCAGCGGUUUAUGCCAAAUUGUUGGCUGCGACCACCAGCUGGGAAGCACCGCUAAGGAGGAUAACUGUGGGGUCUGCAACGGAGAUGGGUCCACCUGCCGGCUGGUCCGAGGGCAAUAUAAAUCCCAGCUCUCUGCAACUACAUCGGAUGACACCGUGGUUGCCAUUCCCUAUGGAAGCAGACAUGUUCGCCUUGUCUUAAAAGGACCCGACCACUUGUAUCUGGAAACCAAAACCCUCCACGGGGCUAAAGGUGAAAACAGUCUCAGCUCUACGGGCACCUUUCUUGUGGACAAUUCUAGUGUGGACUUUCAGAAACUUCCAGACAAAGAAAUACUGAGAAUGACUGGACCACUCAUGGCAGAUUUUAUCAUCAAGAUCCAGAACUCAGGGCCUGCAGACAGCACUGUCCAGUUCAUCUUCCAUCAGCCUAUCAUCCACCGCUGGAGGGAGACGGACUUCUUCCCUUGCUCAGCCACCUGUGGAGGAGGUUACCAGCUGACAUCAGCCGAGUGCUACGAUCUCCGGAGCAGCAGGGUGGUGGCUGAUCAGUACUGUCACUAUUACCCGGAGAACGUCAAGCCCAAACCCAAGCUUCAGGAGUGCAACUUGGACCCUUGUCCAGCCAGUGACGGAUACAAGCAGAUCAUGCCUUAUGACCUCUACCAUCCCCUUCCUCGGUGGGAGGCCACCCCAUGGACCGCGUGCUCCUCCUCGUGUGGGGGGGGCAUCCAGAGCCGGGCAGUUUCCUGUGAGGAGGAGGACAUCCAGGGACGGGUCACCUCAGUGGAAGAGUGGAAAUGCAUGUACACCCCUAAGAUGCCCGUCGUGCAGCCCUGCAACAUUUUUGACUGCCCUAAAUGGCUGGCACAGGAGUGGUCUCCGUGCGCGGUGACAUGUGGCCAGGGCCUCAGGUACCGUGUGGUCCUCUGCAUGGACCACCGAGGAAUGCACACAGGAGGCUGCAGCCCAAAAACGAAGCCCCACAUAAAAGAGGAAUGCAUCAUACCUACUCCAUGCUACAAACCCAAAGAGAAACUCCCAGUGGAGGCCAAGCUGCCGUGGUUCAAGCAAGCCCAAGAGCUGGAAGAAGGAGUUGCUGUGUCCGAAGAGCCCUCGUUCAUCCCAGAGACCUGGUCGGCCUGCACGGCCACCUGUGGUGUGGGGAUCCAGGUGCGAGUAGUCAGGUGCCAAGUGCUCCUGUCUUUCUCGCAGUCCGUGGCUGACCUGCCUGCUGAAGAGUGCGAAGGGCCCAAGCCACCAUCCCAGCGUGCUUGUUAUGCAGGACCGUGCAGCAGGGAGGCACCUGAAGUGGACACGGCCACGGACGGGCUCAUGGACAACCUGCAGGAUCUCACCAUGCUGUAUGACUGGGCAUAUGAAGGCUUCACCGAGUGCUCCCAGUCAUGUGCAGGAGGUGUCCAGGAGGCUGUGGUGAGCUGCCUGAACAAAGAGACUCGGGAGCGUGCUGAUAUGACCCUGUGUGUGACCAGCCGCCGGCCCCCACAGCACCUGAAACCAUGCAACUUGGACCCCUGCCCGGGAAGGUGGGAAACUGGCCAGUGGAGUCCAUGCAGCCUCACCUGUGGGGUCGGCCUGCAAACCAGACACGUCUUCUGCUCCCGCCUGCUCUCCGGGGAGCUGAGUGAGAGGGUGACCCUGGCUGACCCGCUGUGUCCGGGCCCCAAGCCCAGCACAGUGCAAGUCUGCAACCGCUUCGACUGCCUCCCGGCCUGGUCCCCCGAGCAGUGGCAGCCGUGCUCCAGGACCUGUGGAGGGGGUGUUCAGAAACGGGAGGUUCUUUGCAAGCAGCAAAUGGCAGAUGGAAGCUUCCUGGAGCUCCCUGACACCUUCUGUUCUGCCUCCAAACCAACGUCCCAGCAAGACUGCCAGAAAGAAGACUGCCCCAGUGAGUGGCUUCUCUCAAACUGGACAGAGUGUUCCACCAGCUGCGGGGAGGGCACGCAGACACGAAGCGCUGUCUGCCUGAAGGUGCUGCAGACUGGGAUCUCCACUGUGGUCAGCUCCAGUCUCUGCCCCCCGCUGCCCUUCUCAUCCUCUAUCAGGCCCUGCAUGCUGGAAGCCUGCGCAGGCCCCAGCCGCCUGCCCACCAGGCCCGGGCCGCUUAUCGCGGCGGCGCGGAACGUGUACGUGCAGACACGGCGGCAGCGCAGGCUGCACUUUGCCAUGGGCGGCGUGGCCUACCUGCUGCCGCGGACGGCCGUGGUGCUGCGCUGCCGCACGCGUGGGCCGCCCCGGCCGCCACUGGCGCUCACGUGGGAGAAGGACGGCCGGGCCCUUGCCAGCUCGGCGCACGUCACCGUGGCACCCUUCGGCCAUCUGAAGAUCCACCGCCUGCGGCCCUCGGACACCGGUGUGUACACCUGCUCGGCCGGGCCUGCGCAGGAGAGCUUUGAGGUCAGGCUCAUCGGGGCCCCGGGGCGCGAGGCAGGCGAGGGGCCCAGCCCCGGCGGCCGCUAUGAUGACCUAGUCUCCGGGCUGCUGGCGCACGCGGGCUGGCCCGAGGCGCUCCUGGCCUCCACGGAGCUGCAGGACUCAGCUGUGCAGCGGAACGUGUCCUCAGAGCGCGCUAGCGCCGCGCAGGCCCUGUUGCGGCUCCCCGGCACCCUGGUGGCCGAGCAGAAGCGCCUGGACGAUGUCCUCAGGAACCUGUCUCAGCAGCCCAAGGCGCUGCGCGAGCUCCACCGCCAGCGCCUGGUGGCCCAGCUGGCCUGGGACGUCUUCCGCAGCCGCCCCCGAGCCCAGGACGGGCCCCGGAGGCCCUCAGAGCAGCGUCUCCCUGCAGCGAGCGCCUUGCUUGGCCAAGGCCUGGGCAGGCCCCCCCGCAAGCCCACCAUCCUGCGGAAGAUCUCUGCAGCCCAGCAGCUCUCGGCCUCUGAGGUCGUCACCCACCUAGGGCAGACUGUAGUCCUGGCCAGCGGGACCCUGAGCGUGCUGCUGAAUUGCGAGGCUGUGGGUAGCCCGAGGCCUACCAUCAGCUGGGCCAGGAACGGGGAGGAGAUUCGCUUCAGUGACAGGAUUCUUCUACAGCCAGAUGAUUCCUUGCAGAUCUUGGCACCAGUGGAAGCUGAUGUGGGAUUCUACACUUGCAAUGCCACAAAUACCUUGGGGUCUGACUCCGUCUCCAUUGCAGUCACAUUAGCAGGAAAGCCACUGGUGAAAGCAUCGCGGAUGACUGUGACCAACACGGAGAAGCCUGCAGUCACCGUGGAUAUAGGAAGCACCAUCAGAACAGUGCAGGGAGUGAAUGUGACAAUUAACUGCCAAGUUGCAGGUGUGCCUGAAGCUGAAGUCACCUGGUUCAGGAAUGAAAGCGAGCUGGGCUCCUCUCACCAUCCGAACGAGGGCUCCUUGCUGCUCAUGCAGGUGUCCUCCCUGGACCAGGGCCUGUACUCCUGCAGGGCAGCCAACGUCCACGGAGAGCUGACGGAAAGCACCUGGCUCCUCAUUCUCGAAGCUCCCCAGGUCCCCACACAAUUGGAAGAUAUCAGGGCCUUGCUUUCAGCCACUGGCCCGAAACUUCCUUCGGUCCUGACAUCUCCUAUGGGAGCACAGCUGGUCCUGGAUCCUGGGAAUUCUGCUCUCCUUGGCUGCCCCAUCCAAGGUCACCCCACACCCAACAUCACCUGGUUCCACGGCGGUCAGCCAAUCGCCACCACCGCAGGACUGACGCAUCGCACCUUAGCAGCUGGACAGAUCCUGCAGGUCGGGAAUCUCAGUGUCGGGUCACAAGGAGAAUUUAGCUGCCUGGCUCAGAAUGAGGCAGGGUUCCUCACACAGAAGGCAUCUCUAGUGGUCCAAGAUUACAGGUGGUCUGUGGACAGGCUGAUGACCUGCUCAGCGUCCUGCGGUAACCGGGGCGUCCAGCAGCCCCGGCUCAGGUGUCUGCUGAACAGCACUGAGGUCGACCCGGAGCACUGUUCGGGGAAGGUCCGUCCUGCUGUGCAGCCUGUCGCCUGCAACCGGAGGGACUGCCCUUCUCGGUGGAUGGUGACCUCCUGGUCUGCCUGUACCCGGAGCUGUGGCGGAGGCAUCCAGACCCGCCGGGUGACCUGUCAGAAGCUCAAGUCCUCUGGGUUCUCCACGCCCGUGCCCAUUGACCUGUGCAGCCAGCACACCAAACGCCCUGUGGACACCCAGGCCUGUAACCAGCAGCUGUGUGUGGAGUGGGCCUUCUCUAGCUGGGGCCAGUGCAGCGGGCCUUGUGUAGGGCCGCACCUGGCCAUGCAGCACAGACAGGUGUUCUGCCAGACCCGGGACGGCAUCGCCUUACCAUCAGAGCAGUGCAGCGCCCUCCCCAGGCCUGUGAGCUCUCAGAACUGCUGGUCAGAGGCCUGCAGUGUGCACUGGAGGGUCAGCCUGUGGACCUUGUGCACAGCGACCUGUGGCAACUAUGGCUUCCAGUCCCGGCGGGUAGAGUGUGUGCAUGCCCACACCAAUAAGGCUGUGUCUGACCACCUGUGCUCCUGGGGCACCCGGCCUGCCAACUGGCAGCGCUGCAACGUCACCCCAUGUGAAAACAGGGAGUGCAGGGACACCACCAGGUACUGCGAGAAGGUGAAACAGCUGAAGCUCUGCCAGCUCAGCCAGUUCCAGCUGCGCUGCUGUGGAACUUGCGGCCAAGUGUGAAGAUGGCGCGGCGGCCGCCCGGCUCUGCCCUGCCCCACACGGGACUCAGCAGCCGCCUGCCUUGGACAGAACUUCCUGUUUCUCUGCCCUUCCCAUCUCUCUCCUGAGGGCUCAGCACCUGUUCUUCCCAGGAGCUGGAGGACAGAGCACGGGAAGGCAGAGGGCUGGCGUGGGAGGGCUGCAGGGCAGAAGUAGCAGCUCCCUGACAAAGCCAGCUUCCUCCCAACCCAGGUCUCUGGAAGGGCGGCCCAGGACGAGGGAGCCAUGGCUCCAGGGACCCAGGAGGCUUGAGGGCUUUGAAAGCACUGGUGCAGACCACUGGUGCAGCUGUGUCUUUCCGGAAGCAUGCUGCUAACACAGGGGGGUUGUUCCUCUGCCACCGCUGCUGCUUCCUCAGGGGCAAUGAGGACAAGGGGCUCCCCGCUGAGGCAGAAACUGGCCCGGAACUCGGCUCUUGAGGGGGGCUGGGGACCACAGAGAAUGCAAACACGGAUCUGUAGUGGUGGAGGAGGAGACGAUCAGAGUAGGCCCGAGGCACACAGUGAUGCAGAAAGGGAAGGGACAGAAAGGAAGGGAAGCCUGUGCGUGUUCCUCAGUGAGGAGGAGCACACGGGCAGAGGUACUUCCAGGCGGUGCAGGGGUCUCAGGAGACACUCUGAGCCCUGGGGCACACAGUGCACCUCGGUGGGUUCAGGGGAGGAUUGGGGGUGUUUAGAGCUCUGCUUCCCCUUUCAAAGUAUCCAUCAGCUGGGGAGGAGACAUGCCCCCUCCUGGGAUAGGGAGAGUGUCUGCUCUCCACACAGGAAGCUUUCUGCCUGUGCAGCUAUGGCAACAUUAGCAGGAGGUCAGCAUCCAGCUGUGCAGCAAGGCUACUCCUUGUAGCCAGGACCCCCCCCCCCACCUCGCCCUGAACUAACUGCUGCUGUUGGCCAGGGGCACUCUGAACAUGCAUAGGCCAGACUUCUCUGUCUGGCCUUUGCUGGGGACUGGGGUCUGUUGGUCAAAACCAUUAAUCAAUUUGCCAGAGAAUACCUAUGGGUUUGAAGCAACUACUUCCUCCCAGAGCUGACCAGUGGGACAGUGGGGUGGGACACUCCCUGGAUUUGUUCAUGCCCAUGGCACACCCUAGGGUCUGAGGCCUCUCCAGGAGCACUGUGAGAGCUGCUGUCCACAGUAUUUAUGCAGCAGGCGAGGGUGGGAUGAGGAGGAGCCAAGGCCAGGGGUCAGUCCUCACAGGCUUUCCAUCCCACCCUCCCACAAAUGAAAUACUGCAAACCUUAUGUUGAUUAACCGACCACAGUUGUGCUGGUUCAGCUCCUCAGCAGGCAGAGCAGCAUGCACACUCUGCAGCACCCCAGCUUUGACGAGACGCUACAGCAAAGGCAAGAGCCCAAAUACACACUGGGGGGCUGUGUGGCAACUCAUUCAGAUGACAGUAGCUGCAGGCAAGAACUUUUACCUCAUCCCUGAGUGGCCCCAGUUUAGUAGGGGGCAGCCAGAGUCAUAUAACCCUGUGAUAAGCCACCCUCACAUGCACACUUAUGAAAUGACACUCACCCAAGGCCACCACUGACAUCAGGGCUGCAUUUUCCAUCCAGCCUAGAAGUAAAAUUUGGGAGGAAGAUAAUAUUAAUCUGUAUCUUUUCUAGGUGAGUAAUGGAUAGAGUGGGGCUUUCUUCCUCACCACAAAAAUAGGCUCUAAGAAAUCAUGUUACUAAAAAUCAGUGUAAUGUUUAUUUAAAAUAAAAGAGAAUGUUUUCUAUGUA
Molecule: messenger RNA, 6995 nt
Organism: Heterocephalus glaber (naked mole-rat)
Lineage: Eukaryota; Metazoa; Chordata; Mammalia; Rodentia; Bathyergidae
Source: RefSeq, a predicted model, not a curated record